GCUCCGGUCCAACGCAUCCCGCUCCCCCGCCCCUUUGUCCCUCCUCCUCCUCCCUCCAGUUCCGGGUCGUGACACGUGACUUCUCCGCCCCCACAUGUCCGACCCUCCCCACCUCCUCACCACCACCACCACCUCCUCCUCCCCAAACUCUCCCACCUGCCGGACAGAGUCUCCUGUCGGGACACUGUGCCAGAAGACGCCAGAAGAGGCGAGCUCUCCAGCGUCCUCCUCAGAAAGCAGUGCAAAGGAGCUCUGCCAAGAAAUGAGCGUUCAAGACACUCCAUUCGUUCCAACAGUCACCGCAAUUUCCUCUACCCCAGAUUUCCAGUGGAUGGUCCAGCCUACGAUUAUUACAUCUGUCUCCCCUUCUCUGGGUAGCAAGCAAGCCAAUGAACCACAAAGCUCUCACCAGGCAACACCCAAAGAGGGCGGGAAUAAGGGAAAAAAUGCUGUCAGAAAGGGGAAAACAGAGCAGCUGUCUCCAGAGGAGGAAGAGAAAAAGAGGAUAAGGAGGGAGAGGAAUAAAAUGGCUGCAGCAAAGUGUCGCAACAGACGGAGGGAACUCACCGACACGCUGCAAACUGAGGCAGACAAGCUGGAGGAGGAAAAAGCAGCCCUGGAGACGGAAAUAGCCAACCUCCUCAAAGAGAAAGAGCGUCUCGAGUUUAUCCUCGCCACACAUAAACCCAUGUGCCAGAUGUCAGACGAGCUGGAGUCCAUUUUCCAGGAGCCCGCGGGGUCCCCAGAGCUACCGCCCAGUCCAGACGAGGACAGCCUUCCAGACGAUGGCACCCAGGAAGCUCCUUCGCUCCAGGACAUGGAGAUCCCCAGUGAUCCGUCCACGGCGAUCUCUGGGAACUCCAAUAUCUUGCUGUGUGCCAGCGCCGAAAUCAACAUCUGCGAUCUCGAGCCCUCCCUGGACAUUAAGGAAGGGCUACUGGAAAAUAUGUUGCCCAGUCUGGAGGAGAAAACCCCCAUGGAGACGGCUCGAUCCGUGCCAGACAUUGACCUGAGCAGCUCUCUCGGGGUCUCGGACUGGGAGACCCUGUACAAGUCUGUCUCCAGUGACCUGGAGCCUCUCAGCACUCCUGUGGUGACCUCCACCCCCACCUGCAGCAACUACCUGUCUGUGUUCACAUUUGGGUGUCCCGAGCUGGACUCUCUCACAGAGGGACUGGACAGUCAUAAAGGUGGAGGGAGCAAAGCCGAAUCAGUCGAUCUACUCAACUCUCCAACUCUUUUAGCCUUAUAAUGUACAGAGGGAAGUGAUCCGUGUGAUCUCUCUGGCCUUUUUUUUUUUUGUCCUGCAGGUUUCCUGACUUUGAAACGAUAUCGAACAACAUAUGCCACAGUUUGCUGUAACACCUUCAAGGAAUACGUUCAUGAAAUGUCUCGUGCGUGACUAAACAAACAUAUAAACUUUCUCCAGAUAACAUAGCCGACAGAUUGAUGUAGCUAAAAGCAUGGCUGGGACUGAGAUGAAGUUUUGAUUUUUUUUGAAAAAAACGCAUGCUGACGAAUUCCAAAUACUUUUCAGAGCUUAUAUAUAUAUAUCUGAUCUGUUCCUAGAUCUAAGAUGUACUGUGGAAUUUAAUGUUACAGUAUGGUUUUUGUGCUUUGUUGUUAACAGUGUAUUGAUUGAUGUAAAUGUUGUAUUUACAUAUUCAUCCAUGUUGAGUACCUCGCAUACCUCAAUGUCAUCGACUGUGGUUUUGACCUCAUUGAAAGUUUUCCAUGAAAACAUCCAGUGCUAUAUAUACAAUAUAUAUCUUAUCAAGAUGUAUGUAUUAUGAUUUAUUUUUUUACCUUUCAGAUUCUUUGUUAAAUUAAAAAAAAAAAAAAGGUCAAAAUGAGCAUUGAUUGCUUAUCUAUGCUGCUGAAUAAUUACAAUAAACCUACAUUCAGAGUGGUG
This is a messenger RNA of Acanthopagrus latus (yellowfin seabream), 1912 nucleotides long. It is a transcript of the gene fosaa, whose product is annotated as v-fos FBJ murine osteosarcoma viral oncogene homolog Aa. Gene Ontology annotation, molecular function: DNA-binding transcription factor activity, RNA polymerase II-specific; RNA polymerase II cis-regulatory region sequence-specific DNA binding. The transcript has 5 exons. Bases 95 to 1252 code for a protein of 385 amino acids. NCBI's taxonomy places the organism in Eukaryota, Metazoa, Chordata, Actinopteri, Spariformes, Sparidae. Gene Ontology annotation, biological process: regulation of transcription by RNA polymerase II. Gene Ontology annotation, cellular component: nucleus. The record is from RefSeq and is a predicted model, not a curated record.